GAGGCGUGUAGAGCGGCCGGCGCAUUUAUUGGACGGUGGAGCUCAGUCGGCAGUCGCCACUUGUCCGUUGUUCUGUUCCACCUUCGUCAUGCCUUUUUUAGACCUUGAAAGCAACAUUCCCACCACCAGGUUCACCGACGACUUUGUUAAAAAGCUCUGCUCCUCUGCAGCCGAGAUAUUAUCAAAGCCCGAGGAGAGGAUCAAUGCAGUAGUGAAGGGUGGGCUGCCAAUGCAGAUCGGGGGCUCCAUGGAACCCUGUGUCAUCCUCACAGUUUCAGCAGUUUCUGUGUUGGGCACAGCUGAGCAGAACAAGGAGCACAGUGCCAGACUCUUCCAGUUCCUCAUGAAAGAGCUACAGCUGAGUGAAGACAGGAUUGUUCUGCGUUUUUGUCCCCUGGAAACCUGGCAGGUUGGGAAGAAAGGAACUGUCAUGACUUUCCUUUAGAAGCCUGAAUUCACAAGAUUAGAAUACUAAAGCAAAUAAAAUCCCUCAUAGGGAAUCUCUUGUAAAACUGAAAUAAGUGAAAAAUGUUAAGAGUGCCUUCAUUGUGUAUUAAAGCAAACACAAAUAUCGGGUUAAAAAAAGGCUUCCUACACUUCAUUUGAAUUCACAGGUACAGUAAUCAAGAAGAAAAUAUUCUAGUAAGCAAUUUAAUGUAUGUAAAACAUUCAUGAUUGGACCCAAAGUUGUUUAGCUUCAUUAUGAAUUGAGUUGCUCAAAUAGCACCAUUCUUAGACUAUGAUCAAAUUGUAAAGACAGAGUAGGUUUCUUGGAAAAACACUAUUUGGCAUAAAUGAUUUAAAAAACCCUAUAUUGGUAAAGAAGGUUACACUUUGUCUUUAAUACGCUAAGCCCUUUAAAGUUUGGGCAUAGGUUGAUUUUUAAGGAAAUGCUGAUUUCAUUAAAUCUUAUCUGUAUGUGAACGGCUGUAUGAUUCUCCAUAAAGCUUAUAAUUUGAAUAUCCCACAUCUUAUUAGAGUAUUUGUCAAUGUUUAAAAACCAAUAAUGUGCAUCAUAAAAAAACUUUUUAGACAUAGGAAAGGUGAUUAACAGUUCAUUACAUUUCCAGAACAACUUGUUUGUUACAUGUUGUAUCUUAGGACUGGAGAAACGCAAGGUGUUUGCUGAGAUGAAUCCUUGUUCAAACACAAUUCGUGGAUGCAUAUUUAUCAUUUGACACAAAUUAUGAAUGUGUGACAUUAGAAUUCAACUAUUAUCUGUUCCUUGCCAUACAGAAAAUGAGUGACUAAGUUUGUUACACAAAGAGAAUUAUCUGUGAUUAAAAUAGGUAACCUUC
Polypterus senegalus (gray bichir) is the source of this 1298-nucleotide messenger RNA. RefSeq names its product D-dopachrome tautomerase (gene ddt). The transcript has 3 exons. Lineage: Eukaryota; Metazoa; Chordata; Cladistia; Polypteriformes; Polypteridae. The record is from RefSeq and is a predicted model, not a curated record. Gene Ontology annotation, molecular function: phenylpyruvate tautomerase activity. Bases 89 to 445 code for a protein of 118 amino acids.